This is a messenger RNA of Xiphias gladius (swordfish), 1338 nucleotides long. It is a transcript of the gene cyb561, whose product is annotated as cytochrome b561. Gene Ontology annotation, molecular function: oxidoreductase activity. Lineage: Eukaryota; Metazoa; Chordata; Actinopteri; Istiophoriformes; Xiphiidae. Gene Ontology annotation, cellular component: lysosomal membrane. The record is from RefSeq and is a predicted model, not a curated record. The transcript is spliced from 8 exons. Bases 388 to 1146 code for a protein of 252 amino acids.
GCACACGGUCAGUGGGAGGAGGCAGGCGGAUCUGUGGGUCCAGACUCCCGGACUUCCUCAGCAGAGCGGAGCCUACAUCGCAGUCGGGUGUACCAGCCGCGUAGCUGUGGCGGUGGACCGGUGCGUCUGGACCGGGAACUCCGGCUGGCGGGGUUGUAGCCGUGGCUCUCGGCUACGACCAUCUGAUACCGGUCCGUUUCGGCCGAUGUCCUCACUUAACAGCCGCCAGCGCUUCCUGCUCCGAAUCCCUUUUUAUUGAUUUACUCCUCGGCUGAUAGAAACUGUGUUAAAACAAGAAAAAGAAAAACCAGAACAGUCCAGCCCUUGGCAUCUUGUUUACAGGUUGGUGGAGCUCGGAGUGCGAGCAACGACCUAUUUCCUCAAAUCAUGGAUGAUUCUGUUCCACGUCGUGUUCGCUCUAUGUUUGCGUGGCUGGUGGGUGCGUCACAGGUGCUGGGUCUGGCAUCGGUGGUGCUGACCGCUGUGUGGAUGGGUCACUACCGCGGGGGCUUCGCAUGGGAUGGCUCAGCGCAGGAGUUCAACUUGCACCCUCUGUGCAUGGUGCUGGGGCUGGUCUUCCUGCAUGGCGACGCCAUCCUGGUCUACAGAGUAUUUUGUAAUGAGGCGAAGAGGAAUGUAAAACUGCUUCACGGCAUCAUUCACCUGCUUGCCCUCAUCAUCAGCAUCGUAGGAUUUGUAGCUGUGUUUGACUUCCAUAAAGCAGCAAAGAUUCCAGACAUGUACUCUCUACACAGCUGGUGCGGCAUGGCUACCUUACUCCUGUACUCCUUACAGUGGGUGAUGGGUUUGCUGUUCUUCCUGUUUCCGGUUGCGUCAUCAUGGUUACGAAGCUCGUACCUUCCUAUCCAUGUGUUCUGUGGUCUGGUUCUGCUGGUUAUGGCCAUAGGGAGCAGUCUGCUUGGCAUCACAGAGAAACUCCUCUUCAGCAUCAUGCCAACCUACCCCCUGUUUGCCCCAGAGGGGGUGCUGGCCAACACUUUGGGGAUCCUGCUGGUGUCUUUUGGGGUGCUGCUGGGCUACUUGAUCACCAGGGAAGAGUACAGACGCCCGCCCAACCCAGAGGAAGAGUCUCUGUCUGUCCACUUCAAGACCCUGACUGAGGGGGGGUCACCCACCAUGCCCUGACCUCUAGUCUCACAUCUGACACCCCCGCCUUAUCCGGAUGCAAACAGGGUCCUGCCUACAGACUAGCUGUGCUACCAGCCUGUUAAUACCUAGUCACAAAGUCAUCAUUUCAAACAGAAACUCAGAAAAGACAGAGUUUUCAAAAGUACAGGUUUGGUUUCGGCAAACGUCAAUAAAAAUCAUGGACAGGAA